This is a messenger RNA of Pseudocercospora fijiensis CIRAD86, 2582 nucleotides long. RefSeq lists its product as uncharacterized. NCBI's taxonomy places the organism in Eukaryota, Fungi, Ascomycota, Dothideomycetes, Mycosphaerellales, Mycosphaerellaceae. Gene Ontology annotation, molecular function: mRNA binding. Bases 100 to 2469 code for a protein of 789 amino acids. The transcript has a single exon. Gene Ontology annotation, biological process: mRNA processing. The record is from RefSeq and is a predicted model, not a curated record. Gene Ontology annotation, cellular component: spliceosomal complex.
CGGCACUAUAUCACUACUUUACUGAUAUCGGGCCAAACACAACAUUCUUCUUGCGACGCCACACUUGCGCUGACCUCGAGUGCAUCACUGUUUUCCGCCAUGUCCGGCUACGGCCCACCUCCAGGCGCAUAUGGCGGGCGUCAGCCAUAUGGUCCGCCUGGAGGCAACUUCCAACCGCCGGGAAUGGCUAUGCCUCCAGGGUUUGGCGCGCCAGGCAUGGAUGUCCCUCCAGGCAUGGCAGCUCAGUCUCCAACCGGCAUGCAAGGUCAAUUCCAGCCUCCGCCAAACAUGCCCAAUAUCAAUUUCAACGCGCCAGUGAUUCGCCUUGGUGUGGACGGUCAGCGGAAUGACUCCCAAGCCGACCGCAGAGGCGGCGAUAGAGGUGGACGUGGCAGAGAUGGCAACACAGAGCCAAUGGGCAACAGAGGGCGCAUGGGCUUGGGCGCGCAGGGUGCAGACAGAAAUCUUGAUCGCGAGAGGCAGCAGGUGCGGGAGAGCAUGAUGGCAAUGCAGCCGCCGACGAGAGAAGAAGUGGCAAGAACCAUCUUCAUUGGAGGUCUGGGAGCAGGCGCACCCCAUGAUGACAUUCUCGAGGCCAUUCUGCGCUGUCCUGGAAAGCUUCGCAGGUGGGUGAGAGCCAGAGAUGCCGACGACAAGAAAUGUAAGUUCGGCUUUGCCGAAUAUGAAGAUGUCGAGAGUCUCGAGGCCGCGGCAGAGUCUUUGCCCAACCUUGAAGUCCCUCUUUUCAACGCAGAUGGCACCGUGCAGAAAGAGGAUGGCGAGGGUGGUGAGGUCAAGAAGAUGAAGCUUUUGGUGGUGGUUGAUGAAGCAAGUCAAAAGUACAUUCAGGAGUGGAUGGGUAGACGGAAGGAGGACGAGAAUCAGCGUCAAUUCAGGAUGGACUCUGCAAAGGAUGAGCUGCGAUCUACCAUCACCAACAUUUUGAACACGAGCCAGCACGCUGCGAAUGGCACCAAUGGUGUCCACGACGGAGAUGGCGACAUCGCAAUGGGCGAUGCAAAUGGUGACGCCAAGGGCGACGGCGUGGAAGUCGUCACAAUACCUGCUAGUCUCGAGGAUGAGCUGGCUGACAUUCCAGUUGAGAUGCGGGCGACGGUCGCUGAAGAAAUCAAGGCAUUCCGUGAUCGGUCAAACCGACGCGACAUUGAGCGUUUACGUCGAGAAGAGGAAAUGGAGCGCGAGGAGAGACAACGAGCAGGCAUGGCCGACCGAGCGCGCAUCAACCGUCUUGCCUCUCCACCUCCGAAUGGCGCACCUGCCGGACCUGGUGCCUCCAAUGGCAUACCGGUGGGUCCGCGAGGACAACAAGGCGUGCAGGGUGCUCCAGCAGGUCCAAAAGGCUAUCGCGGCGCGCAGCUGCCGAACGACUACGUCAACGGCGUAGCUUUUGUUCCUGGCGCUGGUCGUGAUGGUCGCGGCAUUCAUGUCUCGGUGAGCAGAGAGGACGAUGACGCGGAGGAAUCGGACGGCGAACUCGAGCGGCAAAGGCAGGAAAAGAGGAACGCUGCCCUGGAGCAGGAGUACCAAGACCACGUCAAGCGUUGGCAGGCUCGUGAACGUCAGCGUGGCAUGGCCCAGGAACGUGAGCGCAAUCGAGAGGAAGCUGAGCGACGGAACAUCGAGAAAGCCAAGAACGAGAUACUUCAUCGGCUUGCCAACUGGAACGAUGAUGAGGAAGCAGCAAAGGGCAAGGAGCUCUACUACCGCGAUCGCUCUGCCUGGGCUCGUGCUCGUGAAGCCGAGAGGAACAGGGAGGCCAGAGACGAUGACGCAGACCGGAAGCAGGAAGAGCGCGAGAAGGCCAAUACUCGUCGACAAGAAGCGGAAGCCAAAGGUCUUGCGGAUGACUUCUUGGGUCAGAUGGGAGUCGACAUGCAUGGUCCCGCUACCAAUGAGAAAUCUGGUCCUGCCGGUUUCAAGAUUUCGCUUGGCAAUGCGGCAAAGACUAAGCAGUCCAUCUCUGCCCCAGCAGGUCGACGCGCUAUCGCAGACGUGGAAGGUUUGCUUGAAGACGAGGAAGAUGCGGCUGCCUCGGGUACAAAGCGACUUGAACUGAAAGAGCUGCAAGACACGUCAACAGUCCCUGUCAAUGGCGCAGACCUUACUGAUGAUGAGAGAGCUGCUGCACGCCAACAGCUUGCAAGUGAGAUCCCUCACGAGAGUGAGAAACUCUAUGCGCACACCAUCAAAUGGGACAGCCUCUCACAGUCGCUCAUUCACGCUCAGAUUCGGCCAUUUGUUGAGCGCAAAGUGGUUGAAUACCUUGGGCUACAGGAAGAGUCACUCGUCAAUGUAGUGAUGGACGGAAUUCGUGACAAGCGCUCACCUACCGCUAUCCGGGAUGAGAUUGAGGAAGCACUGGACGACGAAGCCGAGCUUCUGAUGAGAAAGGUGUGGCGUCUGCUCAUUUUCCUGGGCGAGUGCGAAUCGAGAGGUUUGGCCGCAUAGGAGCAUCUAGGCUUCGAAUAGCUGCGUGAUGUCGCAGAGGCUGUCAUCUCCACACCUGCGUCUAUAGUCUGCACUUUCUGGAACGAAGUGGACUGCGAGUCCCUCCGCUGCAU